AUGCUUGUGCUAAAGCGGUUUUUGAGCAUCAGGACAGGGGGGACAGCGGGGGUCAGGCUCUCGCCCAGGUGGUCGUUCUGCCCCAAACCCAUUCCUCUGCGGAUUUACAGUAUGUGCCUUCUCCUGCUGCUGCUUCUCAUGCCACGAGUGGACACUUCAUGGUGGUAUAUUGGAACACUAGGGGCACGUGUGAUCUGUAACAACAUCCCUGGGUUAGUGAGUAAGCAGAGGCAGCUGUGCCAGCAUCACCCUGACAUCAUGCAGGCCAUAGGAGAGGGCACCAAGGAGUGGAUCAGGGAGUGCCAGCACCAGUUCAGACACCACCGCUGGAACUGCAGCACUCUGGACCGGGACCACUCUGUGUUCGGGCGCGUCUUACUGCGCAGUAGCCGUGAAGCUGCAUUUGUCUACGCGAUCUCUUCAGCAGGCGUGGUGUAUGCCCUCACUCGUGCCUGCAGCCAGGGAGAGCUCAAGACCUGCAACUGUGAUCCACACAAACGAGGGCGAUCCAGUGAUGACCGAGGCGAGUUCGACUGGGGAGGCUGCAGUGACAAUAUUAACUAUGGAAUAAAAUUUGCAAAAGCUUUUAUUGAUGCAAAAGAGAGGACUGUCAGAGAUGCGCGAGCAGUUAUGAACUUGCACAACAACCGCUGUGGAAGAACAGCAGUGAAGCGCUUCAUGAAGCUGGAGUGCAAAUGUCACGGAGUCAGUGGUUCGUGCACUCUACGGACCUGCUGGAUGGCCAUGUCAGACUUCAGGAAAACCGGCGACUAUUUGAGAAGAAAGUACAAUGGGGCUGUGGAGGUCACCAUGAACCAGGACGGGACGGGGUUUGCGGAGGCCAACAAAGCCUUCCGGAAGGCCACCAAGAAUGACCUAGUGUAUUUCGAGAACUCCCCAGACUACUGCUUACAAGACAAAGCUGCAGGUUCCCUGGGCACAGCUGGCAGAGUAUGCAACAAAACGUCUCGUGGAACCGACGGCUGUGAGGUCAUGUGUUGUGGACGGGGCUAUGACACCACCAGAGUUAAGCAGAUCACCAAGUGUGAGUGCAAGUUCAAAUGGUGCUGCAAUGUGGAGUGCAAGGACUGCGAGGAGGCUGUGGAUAUACACACAUGCAAGGCACCGAAACGAGCCGAGUGGUUGGACCAGACCUGA
This is a messenger RNA of Knipowitschia caucasica, 1158 nucleotides long. The record is from the annotation of a GenBank genome assembly. Lineage: Eukaryota; Metazoa; Chordata; Actinopteri; Gobiiformes; Gobiidae.